This is a messenger RNA of Prosopis cineraria, 518 nucleotides long. RefSeq lists its product as uncharacterized. The transcript is spliced from 2 exons. The record is from RefSeq and is a predicted model, not a curated record. Lineage: Eukaryota; Viridiplantae; Streptophyta; Magnoliopsida; Fabales; Fabaceae. The coding region runs from base 23 to 364 and encodes 113 amino acids.
UUAGCUUUGGUCCCCCACAUCCAUGGAGCUUUUGAAAUCCCCGCAAUAUCCGCAGACAGAGAAGAAAGCAAGAAGAAUGGUAAGUCCAACGAAAGUAUUGGGUUGGAGAGGGACCAUAGUUGUCAUCAAUGGCUGCUCACUCUGUUUUCUGCUCUUACCAUCAUUAAACUAUUAUGCAUGCUCCUCCAAUGACAGAAAGCACUGCCCACAGUAUUUUCUUAGCCAUCUUCUUCCAGGGCAACUCUCCGUUCAAUGCCACCAGCAAGCUGUUUCACUAGCCUGCCCAAAAGAGAGAGAGAGGAUGAGGGUGAGCAUCCUAUGCUGUGAGCAUCCGAAGAAAGCGGGAUUUAAGGAAAUAAUGUAGAGCACUGGCAAUGUCAAUCCUCCUCGGAGACUUUUUUAUUUGGGGAGACUUUUCAAGUUGAUGUCAAUUGUUUCUAUGAUUCUAUCAUGAUGAACGACUAAUAAUUGACAAUUUAUACGUUAGCAGAUUGGCACAUACAGGAACCUUUUGUAUU